This is a messenger RNA of Hyaloscypha bicolor E, 1110 nucleotides long. RefSeq names its product WD40 repeat-like protein. The coding region runs from base 1 to 1110 and encodes 369 amino acids. Lineage: Eukaryota; Fungi; Ascomycota; Leotiomycetes; Helotiales; Hyaloscyphaceae. The record is from RefSeq and is a predicted model, not a curated record. Gene Ontology annotation, molecular function: protein binding. The transcript has 3 exons.
AUGCAACUGAAGAAGGCCGCCUUAGAGAAGGAGGAUUUUGAAGCCGUCGGUAAUGCGUUGGCUGAUUUGGAUCUUGAACGUCUGCCAGGACACCUAAAGCAUGUCGGGUCGGAUUGGUUCGCUAUCUUCAACCCAGAAGUUCCCCGUGUGCUUGAUGUUGACCUUGUUCACGCUCUUGAACACCCAGGUGUCGUCGGCUGUGUUACAUUCAGCUAUGAUGGAAAAUAUAUUGCUACUGGCUGUAAACGGGUCGCACAGAUCUUCGAUGUUGUCACUGGACAGAAGAUUAAUAUCCUCGAAGAUAAAUCGGUUAAUUACAUAUUUGAUUUUUAUAUCAGAAGUGUUUGCUUUAGUCCUGAUGGAAGAUAUCUUGCUACUGGUGGAGAUGACCAAUUGAUUAGAGUUUGGGACAUCGCUUCUAGAAGCCUUAGAAACACCUUUGAAGGUCACGAGGAUGAUAUUUACUCCUUAGACUUCGCACGCGAUGGUCGUACUAUUGCUUCAGGGAGUAAUGAUAAAACCGUUCGUCUCUGGGAUAUUGAGGCUGGCCAAAAUGUUCUUACUCUUAGUAUUGAAACUGGUAUUACUUCUGUUGUCAUUUCCCCAGAUGCCAAGCUCGUCGCAGCCGGGUGUCGGGACAAGUGUGUUCGAGUCUGGGAUACUUUCACCGGAUACCUCCUUGAGCGUCUUGAGGGCCCUGAUGGACACAAGGACGAUGUAUACUCCGUUGCUUUCGCACCGAACAGCAAGGAUCUCGUGUCUGGUAGUUUAGAUAAGACGAUCAAGAUGUGGGAGCUCGCUACCCCAAGUCUCCCAAGAGGUGUACACCCCAACAACGCUCCUAAGGGUGGUCGCUGUAUUAAGACCUUCGAGGGCCACAAGGACUUCGUUUUCUCCACCACUUUUACGCCCGAUGGAAAUUGGGUUCUCUCCGGCUCCGCGGACCGUGGAGUUCAGUUCUGGGAUUUACAAACGGGCAAUGUUCAACUCAAGUUACAAGGCCAUAAGGGCAGCGUUAAUAGCAUUGCGGCGAGCCCAAGCGGAACUUGCUUCGCGACGGGCAGUGGAGAUAGGUGGGCGAAGAUCUGGAGCUAUAAACCUUUUCCGUAA